This is a messenger RNA of Mastomys coucha (southern multimammate mouse), 987 nucleotides long. Its product is annotated as gamma-secretase subunit APH-1B-like. Gene Ontology annotation, molecular function: protein-macromolecule adaptor activity. The coding region runs from base 250 to 660 and encodes 136 amino acids. The transcript has 3 exons. NCBI's taxonomy places the organism in Eukaryota, Metazoa, Chordata, Mammalia, Rodentia, Muridae. Gene Ontology annotation, cellular component: gamma-secretase complex; endoplasmic reticulum; membrane. The record is from RefSeq and is a predicted model, not a curated record. Gene Ontology annotation, biological process: positive regulation of catalytic activity; protein processing; Notch receptor processing.
GGAGCACCUUGAGUCCCCGCCUGCCGAACUCCGCCCAGCAAACCCGCUUUUGCAAGCCAAGGAGCAACUCGGCUUUGGAGCAGCUCGGCUUUGGAGCGUCUCCAGGCCCCGCCUCACGAGCUCCGUCCCGUCCACUGCUCUGUCAGAGCACCGGAGACUCGCAACCCAGCCCCGCCCCGAGUCGAGGACCCGCUGUCCACUGGGCACCGCAGGGCCCGCGGGCCCCCGGGACUGGCUUCCGCGGUCGUCAUGACGGCUGCCGUGUUCUUUGGUUGCGCCUUCAUCGCCUUCGGGCCCGCGCUCUCUCUUUACGUCUUCACUAUCGCCACCGACCCUUUGCGCGUCAUCUUUCUCAUCGCCGGUGCAUUCUUCUGGUUGGUGUCUCUUCUGCUUUCAUCCAUGUUUUGGUUCCUAGUGAGAGUCACUACUGACAACAGAGAUGGACCAGUGCAGAAUUACCUGCUCAUCUUUGGAGUGUUGCUCUCCGUCUGUAUCCAAGAGCUGUUCAGGCUCGCAUAUUAUAGGCUGUUGAAAAAAGCCAGUGAAGGUUUGAAAAGCAUAAACCCGGAGGAGACAGCACCGUCGAUGCGACUGUUGGCCUAUGGUAAGUUAGACCCUGUGGUGUCAUGGAGAAAAAUCAGAGACGUGAUGGAGAGAUAGCUCAGCAGUUAAGAGCACCUACUAUUCAGUUCCCAGCACCCCAUAGUGGCUUACAACCACCUCUAACUCUAGCUCUAGGGGAUCCAACACCUACAGAGCCUACACAUGGUACACACAAACUCAAGCAGGCUCAGUGUGUAUGUCUACACACACACAUGCACAUGUAGCACAGACACACACUCACACUCACUCAUGAGCCUGAACAUGGUAUACACAAACUCAUAUAGGCACCAGUGUGUAUGUCUACAUACACAAACAUACACACACACACACAUACACAUACACACACACACACACAUACACACACACAUACACAUAUACACACAC